Messenger RNA from Lactuca virosa, 831 nucleotides. Lineage: Eukaryota; Viridiplantae; Streptophyta; Magnoliopsida; Asterales; Asteraceae. The record is from the annotation of a GenBank genome assembly.
UUUAGCGCCAAAACGCUCCAUACAUGUCAGUGUAAGUUCAAAUAUUCAACCAAAAGAUUCGAGGAAAGGAUCAAAGGAAUGAGUUCAAAUCAUCCAUCGAUUAGGGUUCGUGGACAACUAUCAAUUCCGUCUACGUUCAUCCAUCGAACUUCCACUGAAGAUGAUCAGUCGGGUGAUUCUAGAGGAAAAAUGAAGGAUGGACAACAAAGCAAGAAGCGUCCGAAGAUUUCAUUAUCGGCAUUUCUUGACCGAAAACUGCAGAAAACAUCUGACUCGUCGAAAUUAGUCCAGGGUAAAGAGAGACCAUUUUUCACAGUAGGUGGUGCUAAUGACUCUCUUGAUAAAGCAAAUCUUGACCAAAAAACAGAGGGACCAGAGUUGAAUGAAGAAUCCCAGAUCCAAGAUUUGACAAAAAGCAGAAACGCAUUUGGAGGCUUGCUUGGAAAACCACCUGCUCCAAAGGGUUUAGUUGUUCUGGGAGGCGACCCAAAUCCCAAGCAAAUAAAACAUCGGAAACCCUUCAUCAGAAACAAGAAACCGUUGCCUCAUUAUAAUCACUAUGCAGGUGGGAGUGGGUGGUGGGACAGUGAUAUGGAAGGAAUUGACAAUGAAGCAGUGGGAUUUAAUGAAGUGUGGGAGGGUGUGGGGUCUACCACUUUGGGUGGACUUGACUGGCAUUAAUCCAACAAUCAUUCCCUGAUUCCCAUUCCCAUUGUCACUGGAAUUGGAUUCCAUUCAGUUUAAUAGUGGUCUGAAUCCCUAAAACUUGUAUAAUUGUGUAAACAUCAUAUCAUAUGUAUAAACAAACAUCUUAAUACUGGUUUGACUAAU